Messenger RNA from Adineta steineri, 708 nucleotides. NCBI's taxonomy places the organism in Eukaryota, Metazoa, Rotifera, Eurotatoria, Adinetida, Adinetidae. The record is from the annotation of a GenBank genome assembly.
AUGACCGUUCAUAACGAACUAUUACCAAAAAGUCACAAGAUAUUUCGUUUUGGCACUGGUUUUGUAUUGACACUAACUGAUAAUCAAAUCAACAAAAUACCAUAUCUAGCUGCACUUGUCUCUACUGCUGAUUUUUUUGAAGCUGCACGUGAUGAUCAAGGCCAUUUUAUUAUUCAUCCCAACAUCGAUAUCAAGCAGUUUCGUUUCAUCUUAGACUGGUUUCCAUGCCGUUUUAUACAAGAUAUUUUCAUUCGUCUACCUGACGACUACGAUACAGUAUCAGCUAUUGUUCACAUGGAUUAUCUUGGCCUUCUCAAUCAUUCAGAUCCAUCUUUGGAUGAAGUAGAUUCAUCUUUUUUCGGUAUUACCUACAAUCCACUAACUAAUUUGUAUACCGAAAAAAUUCGACCAUCAGAACUGCGGGACAUGGCUGUUCGAUUCGCAAUUGCACUCAUUAGAGAAGCAUAUGACGUAACUGAUGACAAAGUGCAUGAUCGAAUCUAUUGGUAUGUGAUGUUCAUCAUUAGUGCUCAUACAUUAUUUGAUCCAAAUAUUCGUUAUCAUGUGUACAAUGUGGCUAAACAUUAUUUUAGUUUAUUUAAUCCAUGCCUGAUUAAACGUUUAAAUCGCCUUCGAAGCAUUCAAGAUAAAUAUGCACAAUUGAAUCGAUUAAAGACAAAUGAUCAAUUUAGGGAAGCGAAUCUUUAA